AGUCGUCGAUGUGGUUCCGUGGACAAGACACAGGCACACACAAUGUCUAUAGGUGUACACGCCGAGUUGAAGGUGAGUGAUAAGAGUAGGAAACAAGACACACUAUACCGAGCAGAGCGCUACCUACUACACCGAGGCACUUCAGCUGCUUUGGUUAUUGCCCACACACCGCGCCAGCGUUCCAGUGCACUGCAGCAACAGCAGCAGCAGCUCCCCUCUCUCUCUCGCAACGUCUCGAAUGGCCAGAGAGAGUCUCCAGCGCGCCCGGUUUAUAUCGGCUGGGCAGGAGCAUAGCCCAUGCCAGUUGGGUUUGCGACACGACGUGCAUUGGACGCGCUCGCUUUCGCCCGUGUUCUCGCCUUGUGACGUUUGAGACUUUCUUCUCUAGAGACCCUGGCUGGCCCUGUUCUAUACAGUAGACUGAGCGAAAAAAGACACUUGAAUGUCGUGAACUUAAACGAUUCGGUCUGUAGUGAAGUGGACUCGACCCGUUUUUUUGUUUUAUUUUUUUUAUCUUUGGCCUCGCUGAAAGUGAAUUAAGAAAUACGCAGUGAAGUGGGUGAAAAGAAACGAAACAGCAACAGUGUUUUGAGAAAAAUCUGCAUUGAGGCUCGAGUGGCUCGAUGGAUAUUUCGCCAGUGCGGCCGAGAAGAAGCAUCAAUCUGCCCAGUCAAUUCUAACUCGCCAAAGUGACACUGAAACUAACAGCCAAAAUGAGGACUUUUUCUCGGUCGGUGAACGUCUUCUCCAUUCUGAUGCUGACCGCUGUGAUGGUAGCCCCUACGCUGCAAGCGGACAACAACAUUACCACCAACAACAACAAUUCGACUGAAAGGAAAUACCCCAAACAGUUGUACCGGCUCAUACAAGAUCGAUUGCAGACCAAUCGACGGACGCAGGAUCAGGAAGGAUCGUGGAGCGAGUGGACCUCAUGGACGCCAUGCUCGAGGACCUGCGGCGGCGGGGUGUCGGCCCAGAUGCGCCACUGCAGCACUCUACGUGCCAGGCGGUCCGCAACUGGAUCGCCGUUGAGGAAUCGGCGCAAGGCGAGCGACAGCGGCGACGACCUCAACAACUUGAACGCGCUCGAUACGGCGACGGCCAUCGGCGGCAACAGCAGCAGCCGGGCAACAACGGGAUGCGUCGGUCUCUACAAGCGCUAUCACAUGUGCAACACUCAGGAAUGUCCAGCUGGAUCUCCCGAUUUUCGUCAAGCUCAAUGCGAAUCCUACAACGGCAAGCAGUUCAUGGGACGCUAUUACUUAUGGGAAGCCUACUGGGAUGGUGAGAAUCCCUGCGAGCUGAACUGCCGGGCGUUGACUUUCCGCUUCUAUGCCCUGCUCAACAAAACGGUCAUUGACGGGACCCUGUGCCGUCCUAAUGACCCUACCCGAGUCUGCGUCGCUGGAACGUGCAAGACGAUCGGCUGCGACGGGAUCGUGGGAUCGGACAAACGACCGGAUGCCUGCGGAGUGUGCGGCGGCAGCAAUUCCACCUGUCAGAUCGUGUCGGGCAUCUUCACGGAGCCGCAAUUGCCACCCGGUUACAAUCUGGUGGCCCAGUUGCCCAAAGGCGCCUGCCACGUCAACAUCACCGAGUUCAAACCCAGUCGCAACUAUCUAGCUUUAAGGCGUUCCGAUGGCACAUUCGUCUUCAAUGGUAAUUGGGCCAUCAACUGGUCCGGCGAGUACCAAGCGGCCGGUACGACGUUUGCCUACAGGCGCCAAGAUACAACUACCCCCGAGCUGAUAACCACACAAGGACCGCUGACCGAGCCCAUUGAUAUUAUGGUCAUUUACCAGCAGAUUAAUCCCGGGAUCAAAUACGAGUACAUGUUACCUUUGGGAGUGGCCAACAGCAAUAUCGUCCCUCGCCCUAGUAACAAUCCAUCACCGACCGUUCAAACUGACGGCCUAAACGGCGGCACAGCGUCUUCAUCCAUAAUUGUGCCACCUGGGCGAUUUCAACUGGAUGCGGCGUCCAAUUCACCGACUGCCACCAACUUUCUUGGCGCCAAUCCGUCUCCUCCGCGCAGUCUGGGAUCCGAAGGUGGACUGUUUCAAACCAUCCAAUCAAACCAACAAGGUUCAGCCGCCGGAUUGGGUGGUAUCCAUCAACAACUUUCGCCGCCCAGUGGCAGUGCUGGUCUUGGCUUAUCUAAUUACCCAACCAACAGUGGCAACUUCCCAUCUUCACUGAGCUCCAGCGGCAGUUUGGCCACUCUGGGCAUUGCUGUGCCGGGCUCCAACUUUGAUUCUCCCUCGCCGUUGGAUCACGUCAACAACAACAAUCCUUCCGUGCUAUCCGCCGGAGACUCUGCCACCAUCGCUCCUGCUGUCCUUCCCAACAAAGAAACGGGUCGAACGGCCCACCAAAAUCACGGUGGCCGGACUCCGAACAAAAGACGUCAGCACGGGCACAGAAUCCACAACAAGCCCAGCGGAGGAGCGGCCGGCAGCUCGUCCGCUCCGGGAGAACAGGGCAAGCUCGGAUCGCCAGAGCUCCAGGCGAUCGACCCUAACGUUGCGACGCCUCCGCCUCAUCGCCGUGGCCCCCGCCGUCAUCCCAAUGGCAAGGGCUUUGUAUGGAAACAAGUUGGGUUCUCUGAAUGUUCCAAAACUUGCGGAGGAGGUGUACAACAAGCGCUGAUCGUCUGCGUCAGAGACAGAGAUCAAGUGCCCGUGGCCGAUCACCGUUGCAAGGAAGAGGACCGACCACCUUCGGAGACUGUUCGAUGCGGUCCCAAACCUUGUCCAGCCGAUUGGGUUCUCGGCGAGUGGACCCCGUGCUCCGUAACGUGUGGCGAUGGAAUCCAGACACGCGAUCUGACCUGCAAACAAGAAAUAUCCGCCACGUUGACGAUGAGGGUCAACGAGGCCGCCUGUCUCGGGGCCGCCCCUCUCGUCCCCAGAGUCCGCAAUUGCAACUUGGGACACUGUGCCAAAUGGCACACCUCCGAUUGGGGAAAAUGCUCGACGAGCUGCGGCAAGGGAAUGAGGCACAGGCGCGUCUACUGCCAAGGAUUUGACGGACGUGAUGUCGGCGAAUCCGAUUGCUCCGCCAUGGAGAAGCCCUCCGGCAGCGAUAUUUGCGACAUGGGAUCCUGCUCGGCCAACACCUGGUUCUUUACCGAAUGGACCGGUCAGUGUUCGGAAGAAUGCGGAACUGGGAUCCAGACACGCAAAGCUCACUGUUCCAGCAACAGCGAAAUGGAUUGCGACGUGAGCAAGAAGCCCGACACAUCCAGGACCUGUGUCUCGGCAAAAGAUUGCAGCGGCAAGUGGUUUGCCGGACCUUGGUCUCAGUGUUCGGCAACGUGCGAUGAAGGAACUCAGACUCGAGAGGUCAUAUGUCUGACUUUUAUGAGAGGCCAGUAUCGAGUCGGGUUGGAUAUGCAGUGCCCAGCUCGAGAUAAGCCCAACAACACGGCUCCAUGCAACUUGGGCAAAUGCCUUCCACAGUGGUACACGACCGACUGGUCUGAGUGUUCGGCUACCUGCGGAACGGGAGCCCAGCGUCGUGAAGUCAAAUGCCUCGAUUCGAACCAGAUGCCAUCACAAGACUGCCGAGAAGAGGAUCGGCCACUGCUUCGACAGGCCUGCAAUGUCCGAACAAAUUGUAACGAAGUGCCAGGGAACGACGAAAACGGAAUGGAAGCCCAAGACACGCCCGUCAUUAGUGUAGAGAGCAAUCGAAAUAAUAACGAAACCGAGACUAUGGUCCAAGAACCGGUGAAACCCAAGAAAGCCGCCAAACUUCCCAAAUCCAGCAACAAGGCUGUCGACAGUGCGGCAUUAAACAUAGUGACCACAGCUCCGACCAUCGGAGGUGAUGGACCAACGACCGACGCCAGCGCAUCAGCGUCGGGUGAAGGUUGUUCGGACAAGUUUAAAAAUUGUCACUUGGUGGUUCAAGCUCGACUCUGCAAGCUGAAAUAUUAUCUCGUGUCGUGCUGCGCUUCUUGUUCCAAACCAAAAACGUGAAAACCCUCCGAUCGACAGCAAACAACAACAACACACAAACCGAGAUGAGAAGACAUAAAAACGGAAAAAGAAAUUUACAGCGUCGUCGUAAAACUAACAGAAAAAAAAAAUAUUGAUGCUCCUUUCCCUCCUCCAACACCUUUCAAAUCAUUGUGAAUAUUAAGAGAAGAGAUUAAGAAGAUAAAGCGUGUCGCCCCUUUAAGAAAAAAAUAAUAAUAAUCUUUUUGACUUUUUCUCUAUUUCCCUGUACAUGUGGAUGAUAACUGCCGUGAUUGUUGUCCGUUCGUCAAUUAUGGUGGAUCUAUGCGAACAAAAAUGUUUUAAAUCGUUUUUUCAUGUCUGGCGCGCAGUGAAUUAGUGCACAAUUGAAAAGAGAAAAUUUAUCGUUGUGUGACGAUGCAGCGGGAUCGGUUGCAUAAUAUACAGUAGAGUUUAAAGCAUGCAUACAUGUGCCCGUGCAGAAGAAGAAGAAGAAGCGAAGAUAAAAGUGGGCAAUGAAACAGCAGUGCCAUACAAAAGGCGGACAAGGGACAAGACAAACUUUUAUCUCGCGUGACAAAUCCGGCAGGAGUUCGGCAGUCGGCCACAUGCGGCGUUUCCUUGAUUGCUCUUUGUGUAUGUGUGUGCAGAACCGCUUGUUAAAUAUGCUUUGGUGGCGACGAAAGAAAAAAAAAAAAGAAGAAAUACUCGACGACGUGCUGAGCAGGACAAAGUCGACUGUAGCGGACAGCUGAUGAUGUGGCGGCUCCCUAUACUACACCGGUAUAUGGGCUGCACUGCAACUAUUUGAAAUAGGAAUAAGAAUCAAUCAGUUCAAACAUGUUUUGUGCUCCAUUCCUCUCAUCUAACCAAGUUAUUCAUCCAUACACAAAUUUUUAAUUCCCUCCCCUAAAUUGGUUGCAAAAAAAAAACUCAGAUCUGAAAAGAUGAAAUCUCGUGUUUUGAGUUGGAUCGCAGAUUCCCCUCUCCCCCCUUUUUUUCCUGUUCCACGAAGAGUUGGCGGCUAAUAAUCGGCAAUUUGCUAUUAAAAGAAAAUUGAAAACAUCACUUACCGCCCUCUCCCAUUCACCCCCCUAAAUUUGGUUUGUUCAAUUUGAUUUCCUUUUUCCAAGUGCUGUGUUCUGUAUUAUGUAUUUAUUAGCUUUGAGGUAGGUCUAGAAAUGUGGAUCAUAAUUCAAUGACAUUUACAUGUUAACCGCCCGUGUUUUUACAGAAUUUCUUCGAUACCCUUCAUACCAAAUGCCAGUUCAAUGUGUAUUAUUAUUUGAUUUUGUAUGACGUCAUUUCUCCUUCUCGCGCCCACUUUUAUCGCUUCUUUAUGUGUCUAAUUGUAAAACCUAUUGAAAAACAAAAACAUUUUUAAUGAUACAGAAAAGCUUUCUCCAUG
Daphnia pulicaria is the source of this 5370-nucleotide messenger RNA. RefSeq names its product thrombospondin type-1 domain-containing protein 4-like. The transcript is spliced from 18 exons. Gene Ontology annotation, molecular function: metalloendopeptidase activity. Lineage: Eukaryota; Metazoa; Arthropoda; Branchiopoda; Diplostraca; Daphniidae. The coding region runs from base 714 to 3983 and encodes 1089 amino acids. Gene Ontology annotation, cellular component: extracellular matrix. Gene Ontology annotation, biological process: extracellular matrix organization. The record is from RefSeq and is a predicted model, not a curated record.